Messenger RNA from Hypanus sabinus (Atlantic stingray), 2024 nucleotides. Its product is annotated as zinc-binding protein A33-like. Bases 1 to 1890 code for a protein of 629 amino acids. Lineage: Eukaryota; Metazoa; Chordata; Chondrichthyes; Myliobatiformes; Dasyatidae. The record is from RefSeq and is a predicted model, not a curated record. Gene Ontology annotation, molecular function: protein binding. The transcript is spliced from 6 exons.
AUGAAAGCGUACAGUCGACUAUUCGAGCCGAGACCGUUCGGCAGGAUUCGGAGAAGUCAGCGUAAGAAGGCUGCUCUGAAUGAGAUCUGGAACACACUGAAGGAGAGGCAGAAGGCCAUUGCCAGUGCCCAGAUUAAACAGAAGCUGAACAUGGCUGAGGUGGAGAAGGCUUUUGUGACUGAGAUGGACCAGAUUCGACUCUGCUUUGCUGAAAUGACAGAGCUCUUGAGAGGAAAAGUCCAAAGUCUGGCCGAAGGGCUGGAAGAAAAGAAGCAGAACAUCUUGAAAAGGAUGGAAUUGAGACUGGAAGAAAUCCAGGAAGGUCUGACACGCAUCGGAGUGGACCUGCCAAAGGCAGAGGAACAGCUGCAGGAUGAAGACAGUUUUCAGCUGCUGCAGGGAUUCUCAGAGCUGAGGUGUCCACAAGACCUGCGGCCUUUAGAAUAUAUAUCUGAAGAUCUCUCUCUGGACUUACCAAGUGGCCUUUUAAAGUACGGUUUGUGGAAAGAGUUGGGAGCUGUCAUCAGUCCAGGCUCUGGCCCACUGACUCUUAACCCGGCCACAGCCAGCCCGUGGCUCUCCUUAUCCGGGGAUCUGAGCAGCACGGGGCCCCGGCCCGAGAAGCGGCCGCUGCCCGAAGACCCGCUGAGGUUUGACCCCAGUCCCUGUGUCCUUGCUCUCGGAGGGUUUGUGAUGGGGAGGCACUACUGGGAGGUGAAGGUGGGCCACAAGAUCUCCUGGACUGUCGGGGUGGCGAGCGAGCUGGCCAGGAGGAAGGGCAGCAUUGUGCUGUCUCCCACCCAUGGAUAUUGGACUCUGGGACUCAGGAACGGGGUGACAUACAAGGCCUUCACCGGUGUCUCGGACGAGCUCCACCUGGAGCUGCAGCCCCGGGUAGUGGGGGUUUACCUGGACUACGAGGGGGGCCGGGUAUCCUUUUAUAACGCCGAUGGGAUGUCCCACCUCCACACCUACCACGACCGGUUCAGCCAGAGGCUCUUCCCGUUCUUCAGCCCAGGAGCGACGCUGGGUGGCAGGAACGCCGAGCCCCUCCGGCUGCUCCUUUCUUCUACCGGCGAUCCCGGCCCGAGGCUGGCUGGGCCACCAGAGCCCGAACGAGAGGAUGCCAUCCUUGCGGCUCCACGCGGGGACCCCAGCGACGGGUUCCCGGGCAGGCGCUGGGACUGGGUCUGCUCCGCCCUGCUAAUCUCCCUCGCCGCCGCCUGGCCGGGAAGAGCCGACUUCCUGGAGGUUUACUUGGUCUGCUGUGGUGUGCUGGGGUUUUCCGGCCUGUGGUGGUCUCUGCUGGAUAACAGGAACCUGGCUGGGAUCUCUUGGCGGUUCUGUGGUGUGCUGGGCCACGCUGGGCUCUCUUGCUUCCUGCUGGCUUCUGCUGGGCUCCCUGGAACCUGCCUGGUUGGGCUGAGUUUCUUCGGGUGGUGUCUGUCAUCCCGAGGUUACACAGUCUCUUCCUGGCUGGCGGUGAGCUUCGGGGGCUUUCUGGGGCUCCUGUGGCUGUUGGACAAUAAUACUUGGAUCUGGUGGGUCUGCUGUGGUGUGCUGGGAUAUGCUGGAACAUUCUUAUCAUUGCUGGGCUGUGACAAUGUCGCCCUGGUCUGCUGGUGGUGUUGUGGCACCCAGGGUUACGUUGGCUUGUGCCUUCUCCUGCUGUGCUCCUCUCCGCUCUGGGGUCUAUUCUGGAUCGUAUCGGGCAUGGUGGGGCUGCGUUUGUCCCGGAGGGGCUCCACACACAGCCCGUGGGCUCUGAUGGGCCUGCUGUCCUACAAUGCAGUGUGGUGUGUGCUGGUGGGCAACGCUGAGCUCUCUGCGAUGUCCCUGGGCAUCGGCACCUUAGCGUGGUGGCCGUGCUCCCGUCCUCACAGCAGCUGAUCGGCCACUACAACGUCUCUCAGGCAGCAUUUGCAAAUUGACUUCAGCCGGCGGGUCUGCCGCAAAAGUCAAAGUGGAGUUUAUUGCCAUGUGCACAAGUACAUGUAUACACAGGUGCAGCGAAAAACUUACAA